CUAGCAUUGUCUUAUUAACUAAAAUUAAAUAGCUAUUGUUGCUUUAAUCAUUUAUGUUCUCCUGUUCUUACCCUCCUUUCCCCAUCCAGACGAGGCCGAUGUACUGCCGCCUUAAUAUGAAUGUUCCGGGUCUACAAAUAUUUUUUGAUGAUCAUGACACCCGACAAGAUUUCAGGCUGAGCAGAGAGUCCCUGGCGGUGCUGCUGGACCUUCUCCACCAGGAAAGACGACAUGGAUGGGGUGCCACAAUAGAGACCUUGGUCCUUCUCUUCUGGCUGGCGAGUGGGACAUCAUACAGGGUGGUCUCAAGGGUGUUUGGGAUGCCUCGCUCCACUGAUCACCACAUCAUUCAUCGAGUUACUGAGGAGGUGGUGGCCAUUCGCCACAGGGUCAUCUACCUCCCCAAGACCGCUGACGACCUGGCGGCAGUAACUCAGGGGUUUGCAGGGCUGGCAAGACACAGAGCUUUUCUAAAAGCUGCUGGAGCAAUCGACGGCUGCCAUGUCAGGAUCAAGCCACCAAGCGGCCCUGAUGGUCACUGCUAUAGGAAUCGCAAACUGUUUGCGUCUAUUAUCCUGCAAGCAGUUUCUGACCAUCAGGGCCGCUUCAUCGACACGUACGUGGGCUGGCCGGGGUCGGUGCACGACUCCAGGGUACUCCGGCACAGCCCACUGUACAGGCGGGCCAUCUACCCUCCUCCAGGGUACUUCAUCUUGGCAGACGGUGGGUACCCAUGCCUCCAACAUCCACUCCCCCUCAUCACUCCCUACAAGCGGCCGGUACAAGGUGUGGGAGCCCAGCGCUUCAACAGCCAUCAUUCCAGGGCACGCUCCAUCAUAGAGCGUGCCUUUGGGAUGAUGAAGACGAGGUUUAGGGCCAUCUUCCUCCAAGCGCUGGAGGUGCACCACACCUUUGUGCCUCAGGUCAUAACAGCAUGUGCCGUCCUGCACAACAUCUGCCUGGGUGCUGGUGACAUCAUGGCCCCAGAGGAUGAAGUGCAGGACGACAUGCCGGAGGAUGAGGGGGAGAACGGGUUGGAGGCAGUCAGUGGUGCUCCAUGGCGGAACCAGCUGUCUGCCGAGGUAUCUGCCCUGGAGGAGGGUGUCCUUGACCAUGAUUACCUUUAGAGGGCAAGUAAAAUAAUUUUAAAGCUAUUCCUAUUUAAAGUGUUUUGUAAAGUUUUGUUUGUUGAAGUAGUUUGUGGUGGGAUGUUUAAAAAGUUGUGCAGUAGUAUUCUGUUUGUUUUAUUCUUGCCUCUCUUUUAAACAUUUUUAGUGACAUGGCAGCCGUCGAUUGCGUCAGCCCUGCAAACCCCGUUGAUGGACGAUGUGGUGGACAGUGGAGACAUGCAUCCCCCACCCCCCACAUGAUGUCCCACUCACAGCCAGAAGACUCCAGGGUCUUUAUUGUGGCAUCCCAUCCAGUCCAGCAGCACCACCGGGGACUCCUGCUCAGCCAAUAA
Epinephelus lanceolatus (giant grouper) is the source of this 1462-nucleotide messenger RNA. The record is from RefSeq and is a predicted model, not a curated record. NCBI's taxonomy places the organism in Eukaryota, Metazoa, Chordata, Actinopteri, Perciformes, Serranidae.